UUUGUUUUUUUUUGGUCACAACAUUCGUCAAAGGAGAAGAAUCUGUGCUUGGUGUUUUGUUUUGUUUUUUUUGUUUUUUUUUGGGGGGGGGGUCCCAAAAACAAAGGGAACACUUCUACAGCACAGCAGUUUACAUCCACAUUUAAAUACUGUACAGCAGAUGACACGGCCUGCAAUUACAUCUCAAAACCUCUAGAUGCCACUGUUUUCACUUGACCAUUUCAUUCUUUCUCCUUUUUUUUUAAACUUUUCGCGUAUUUUUGUUUUCACGAUCGCAAACAUUAAAACAUUUCACAAAAUUAUUUAAAGCUCCCUCGUGUUUACGUCAUACACAAAAGAACCCAACCCCUUUUUCCAAACCAACUUUUCACAGCUGCGGGUUUUCAAUCAAAUGAGGCCACGUGACUUGUGCAAGUGAGAACAACACAGGCGACUGUUUGAUGGUUUUGGUCAAAGAAAUUGGUCGGCAGCUGCAAGAUGGUCGCGCUUUGCAGCUACGAGACCACCAAACUCGUCCGCAUCCACAGCGUCCGGCUGGGCUCGCUCAAGUGGACGCUGAACGCAACGGUGCUGCUUUUCAUAUGCCUGGUGAUGUUGUGGAACAGAAAGUAUCAACAAUUUGAUCAGGUGGUCAGCUCCGUGACUGCCAAGGUGAAGGGUGUGGCCCACAUGCAGCUGCCUGGCGAGGGGGGAGUCAUCUGGGACGAGGCCGACUACAGCGGCUUCUUGCAGGACAAAAACUCUUUCUUUGUGGUGACAAACAUCAUCAUGACCAAGAGCCAGAAGCAAGGACGUUGCCCUGAGCCUCCCUCAAGUGGCCGUCGGUGUCAACAUCACAGCGACUGCGAGCGAGGGGCCUGGGACCAGCGCAGUCACGGGAUCCAGACGGGCUCGUGCGUCAAGUUUGACGCGUUGGCCCGAACGUGUGAGGUGGUGGGCUGGUGUCCCGUCGAAGCCAAAAACAAGCCUCCAAGGCCUGCUCUACUGGCAUCUGCAGAGAAGUUCACAGUGCUCAUCAAGAACAACAUCCGCUUUCCCGCCUUCAACUUCAUCAGGAGGAACAUCUUACCUGAGAUGACCGAGUCGUACCUGCGCAAGUGUCGGCGCGCUAACGACUCUUUGUGUCCCAUCUUCAUGCUCGGAGACGUCGUCAACCGGGCUGGGGAGAACUUCUCAACCAUGGCGGUGGAGGGGGGCGUGAUAGGCAUUCAGAUCAAGUGGGACUGUGACUUGGAUCAUCUGACCAGACGCUGCCUGCCCGCCUACUCUUUCAGACGCCUGGACCAGAAAGAAAGCAACAAGACCCUCUCCCCCGGAUUCAACUUCAGGUUUGCAAAGUACAGGACGGUGGAUGGCGUGGAGGAGAGGACACUUUACAAAGCUUUUGGCAUUCGCUUUGACAUCAUGGUCUUCGGACAGGCGGGAAAGUUCAGCUUCAUUCAGCUUAUUAUCUACAUCGGCUCCACAUUGUCCUACUACGCCCUGACGACAAUUCUGCUCGACUGGCUGAUCGGAACAAGCUGCUACGUGGCUGAGGAGGGACAGAACUACUCUGAAAGGAAAGUGGAGUCCAUCCCAGACAAAAAGGAGUGCAUCCUGUGCGUGUCGUACGUGGACGAGGACGACAUCCGUCUGGUAAAAAUGUCUCGUAAGAAACGGCUACAGGACGCCAAGAGCAUUGGUGUUCAGGCACGACGGGAGGACAUAGGUCACAUGACGGCAACCCUCUGCCUCCUAACCGAGCCUCGGUCCUUCCCGGCUACCUUCUCCCAACCUUGCUCCAGUCCUCCUCCGAGCUGGUGCAAGUGCGGUGGCUGCAGCGCCUCCCCCAUCCCCCAGGAGGAGCUGUGCUGCCGGCGCGGCAGCGAAGGCCCCUGCGUGGCCUCGUCUGCGCUCUUCCACAAGCUCUCGCUUCAGCGCACCCUGCUGGAGGCGCUGAUCCUCUACCGGGAACCCUUCACGCCGACGCCGCCCGACGGCGCCGCGCUGCGCCGCUGCGCCUACCGCCAGUACGUGGCCUGGAGGUUGGGCGAGCCGCCGGCCGACUGCCGCCCCGCCAUCCCGCGCUGCUGCGUGACGAGGAUCAGGGAGGCGUUCCCCAGUCCGGGUGGACGAUACGGCGCGUUUGCGCUCGCCAAGCACGCGGCCACGUAACCUAAGAUGAGAUUCUGUCAACGGCGCUUUAUUUGUGCACAUUUUGAUAUUUGCACUAGAUGUGAAUAACAGAAGCAAAAGUCAACUUAAAUGCAAAUAUAAAUUACCCCCCCCC
Molecule: messenger RNA, 2269 nt
Organism: Hippocampus zosterae (dwarf seahorse)
Lineage: Eukaryota; Metazoa; Chordata; Actinopteri; Syngnathiformes; Syngnathidae
Gene: p2rx7
Product: purinergic receptor P2X, ligand-gated ion channel, 7
Exons: 13
Coding region: 478-2154 (558 amino acids)
Biological process (GO): monoatomic cation transmembrane transport; response to ATP
Cellular component (GO): plasma membrane; nuclear inner membrane
Molecular function (GO): extracellularly ATP-gated monoatomic cation channel activity; purinergic nucleotide receptor activity
Source: RefSeq, a predicted model, not a curated record